AUGGCAGCCCAGGCUCGGACCCCUCGGUCACGGUCACGAAUCUUGGGCUGCUCUUCCGUGUUGCGCUUUCUCCGAAGCCUGGUCGGGAGCAAAGGGAGUUCUAACAAGUCCCUGGCCAGGAGCGGGCCCAGCCCCUCACAAGAGCAGGAGGCUGUCUCCUCAAGGAUUGGCUCCCGGGGGGGUCGUUGGAGGAGGGGGCCAAGGCUACAUGCAGUGGUACCUAGGGUCCUCUCUGUAGCCCCCUCAAGCGUGCCGCCGCAUGAUGCCUUUGGGCUGGGCACUAGGGAUACGGGGUCCCAGACCCUCACCUCCAAGGAUACCCUGAAGCUCCCGGCCCAGGGUGUAGAGGUGACAUCAGUCCCCACCAGAGAAAUCACGGAGGUUCUGGGGCACCUGUCUGAGAAGAAAGGAGAGGAGAAAGAGACAGCAGGAGAGGCCUCUGGGGCCUCAGGGGCCUCAGACAGGGAGCACUUUGCUCAGGCCCUGGAGGCGGAACAAGGAUGCCUGCAGUGGGUUCCGGGACCACUGGCACUCGCCCCUGAGGCCUUGGUCAAAGAGGAAGAGGAGGGGCCCUGCCUAAUUGAGAUAGGAGACCUCAGGCUGACCUCCUGCAAGGUGGAGUCCACCCCAUGGAAUUAUCUCCUUGGCUUAUACAAACAACUGCAGAAAUCAGCCAUGGCCAAGGCUCAGAGACCAGGGGUGCCUCAGUAUCCUCCCAAGGACGGCUUGUCCCAUGAGGAGAAAGGGGAGCGAGAAGAAGCGGAGGAGGACAGCUACCUCAAGCUGUGUGCCCCGCGCGUCACUGCCACCUCCCAGUCUCAGCUGCAGAAGAUGUUUAGGGCCACGGAUACAGUGGGUUUCGUGGAGUCAGAGCUAAAGAAGAUUCUGGCAGUACGACGGGAGUCCCGCCUCUGGAAGGUGGGCAACCCGGAGGGCCGGGAGCUGCUCACCCAGCCAGACAUCACGCUGGAGGAGGCUGGCAUGGUAGAUGGUCAGCACCUGCUCCUGGAGGAGAUGGAUGAGAUGGGGAACUGGCCUCCUCCAGAGUGAGGCCCCGGCCGGCAGGAGCCCACGGUGCCCACACUCCUGGGACCCCAGUCC
Chionomys nivalis (European snow vole) is the source of this 1101-nucleotide messenger RNA. RefSeq names its product gametogenetin-binding protein 1-like. The transcript has 6 exons. The coding region runs from base 1 to 1050 and encodes 349 amino acids. The record is from RefSeq and is a predicted model, not a curated record. Lineage: Eukaryota; Metazoa; Chordata; Mammalia; Rodentia; Cricetidae.